Messenger RNA from Micropterus salmoides (largemouth bass), 2939 nucleotides. RefSeq names its product retinal G protein coupled receptor a (gene rgra). The coding region runs from base 335 to 1222 and encodes 295 amino acids. Gene Ontology annotation, cellular component: membrane. The transcript is spliced from 7 exons. NCBI's taxonomy places the organism in Eukaryota, Metazoa, Chordata, Actinopteri, Centrarchiformes, Centrarchidae. Gene Ontology annotation, molecular function: G protein-coupled receptor activity. Gene Ontology annotation, biological process: G protein-coupled receptor signaling pathway; visual perception; phototransduction. The record is from RefSeq and is a predicted model, not a curated record.
UCUCGUCGUUUGACAUCAGCAGCCGCUGCAUCCUCACCGGGACACGGAGACACAAAGGCUUGUUGUGUAACUAAUUAAGGGCUUUACUGUUGUGGUAGGCAAAUACGCAUUAAGGGUUGCGGUGUGUGUGGCUAUGUUCAUUAAUACAUUCCUGCACGGAUUGGGGCAACUGGGAGAGGGGGGCUUUACACAAUGAAGUGCAUGCUUUUCACGUGAAAUGCCCCUUUAAAAGCGGGCUCCCUUCUGUCAUACUAAGGCACAUCGUAACCGAACGGAUAGAGAGUAGUGAAAAGUCUCAGACAGCUGCACUUUGUUGUGUCAAAUCGGCUCCAGGAUGGUCUCGUCUUACCCUUUACCGGAGGGCUUCUCGGACUUUGAUGUUUUCUCCCUGGGAUCUUGCCUGCUGGUGGAGGGUAUGCUGGGCUUCUUUUUAAAUGCGGUGACAAUCGUCGCUUUCCUAAAAGUGAGAGAGCUGAGGACCCCCAGCAAUUUCCUAGUGUUCAGCUUGGCGAUGGCUGAUAUGGGCAUCUCGAUGAACGCCACCAUCGCUGCUUUCUCCAGCUUCCUGAGGUACUGGCCUUAUGGCUCUGAAGGAUGCCAGACUCACGGUUUCCAUGGUUUUGUGACAGCUCUCGCCAGCAUCCACUUUAUAGCCGCCGUUGCCUGGGACAGAUACCACCAGUACUGCACCAGGACAAAGCUGCAGUGGAGCAGCGCCAUUACUCUCGCUAUAUUUGUCUGGCUCUUCAGCGCCUUCUGGUCUGCAAUGCCCCUCUUUGGCUGGGGAGAGUACGACUACGAGCCCCUCCGGACUUGCUGUACUCUGGACUACAGCAAGGGAGACAGAAACUAUGUGUCCUACUUGAUCCCCAUGGCCACCUUCAACAUGGCCAUCCAAACGUUUGUUGUCAUGUCCUCUUACCAGUCCAUUGCACAGAAAUUUAACAAGACUGGAAACCCCAGAUUCAACCCCAACACUCCUCUUAAGACUUUGCUGUUCUGCUGGGGUCCAUAUGGCAUCCUGGCUUUCUACGCCGCUGUGGAGAAUGCCAACCUGGUCUCCCCCAAACUCCGGAUGAUGGCUCCUAUCCUGGCUAAAACCUCUCCCACCUUCAAUUUCUUCCUGUACGCUUUGGGAAAUGAGAACUACAGAGGAGGCAUCUGGCAGCUUCUCACCGGGGAAAAGAUUAAUGUGUCUCAAAUUGAGAACAAGUCUAAAUAAACAAAGCAUGCAAUACUUACGCACACUUACUGUUCUAUUGUUUUCUCACAGUAACCUAGGCGUUUCCAUCUGUGAAUGUACGUGCGUGUGUCAGUGGUAGCCAUUAUCCUGUGUAAACAUAUGUGCUGGAUUUGUUGUCCUUUGUGUCUGCAGUUGUAUAACGUAAAGUAUUUUAUCAACUAAACAAAUUAAUUGGAAUCUUGUAAAAAAAAAAAAAAAAAUUAAUUGUGAAGUGACUUCAAGCUGCUGAACAGUGAACAAAAUUCAACAUGUGUCCAAACAAUGCAGUAAAGCAGCAGUAGUUCAUUGUACCACAUAGUAAAUGCAACAAAAAAACAACAUUGGACUUGGCUACUUCUGUAACAAACACGCAAUUUCUCUGUUUUCUCAGGUCUAUAUGAACUUUAUUAGCCAUUUAUUUAAUUAUGUAGGGGAUGACUUUCAUUUUGAGCUCCAUUAUGUCCAAAUGUUCUGUUAGUUUCAGGCUUGACCUAAAAUACAAAAUAGUUCUACAAAGAAAGUCAAGAAUCGAGUUUCCAACCAAAUAGAUCAAUAUUGAAAAAGUUAUAAACAUAUUGAUGUGACAGAUAGCCGAUGACUUCCCUAGGGACAGUCAGGAAGGCGUCCUUCCUCGUUUAUUGCGCCUGUCAAUGAAAUGAAGUGUGAGCAUGCCACUGACAUCGUGCUCUGCAAGGUCAAGAGUGAUCUCUGUAUCCAGAGCAGAACUGCACUAAUCCUCUAAACAAGAGGACCAUUCUUCAAUUCACAGCCCCUACGACAAGUUACAGAUUAGUCGGAGGCUGUAGAUUAACUAGACGUUCCUCUCGCCUCUCAAUUUUCAUAUGAAAUCAAGGCAGAAGUCUGUGUGACAUUUAAGUAGCAUCCAAAUAAGUUAAGUCAGAAUUAAUAUUGGUAUCUACUUUAACAUAAUUUAAAUGAUAUAUUCCUGGUUUAGAUUAGGCUUUAAAAUUUAAUAAGAUAUGGCUGCUUAUCAGUGUUUUUAAAAUUGCUUCUAUGACUGAGACUUAGACACUAUUUAAUUAACCUAUUUAACUUGUGCAUUUUGUAAUAAUAAUAAUAAUAAUAAUACACAAUACAAAUAGUAUGUUUCUUAACAAAUUAUUUUGUUUCCUCAUGAGCCUUACCUUAAAAAUGGGGAAUAACUUUGACAUUUUUAAAUACACAAUAACAGACUGGUUAUCAUAUAAUCAAUAUUCUUACAGUAGGUUUCAAAAACCAAGUAGUCCACUUUUGUGGUAUUGUUCUAAUGUAGCAUAUGAUUUGGUGUAUAACAAGAUAAUAAGGAAUGUUAUCAACAUACAACAAGGUUCAGUUUCUAUGCUAUGUUGCAUGUGAUUUAUUGAACCUUAAUGUAAAUAUAAUGUAAACAGCACAAACAGGCCUAUUCACACCCUAACUAUCCCAUGUAAAUGAAUAAAUAGCUUAAGUGUGAAGUUCUUUGAAAUCCUUAAAGAUUAGUUAGUGGUGAACGUCUGGACUCCAGAUGCUAGGAGCCCAGAUGACAUUAUCCUACACUGUAAAAUGUAGUUAUAUAUAGAUUUUGUUUAGUCAUUGUUCCUGUGAAAUCCUGUUAAUUUCAUUUUACUUGCAUUUUAACAUAUUAAUGUCAGUCCAUUUGCUGUUUAUAAUUUACAGAAAGUACACUUCAAUCCUUUGAUCCAGCAAUUCUUGAAUGACUCAUAAAGGAUUAAAACUC